AGCACAAAUGUUGUCACUCCGGGGACUAUUUUGGGCCGCGGAGCACUAUUUUGCCGGAUCAUCACCUCUUUUCUUAUUGGAAGCCAUGAUGGAAGUUUAACAGCAGGAGAGUUUUAGCAGCAGCAGCAGCGGAGGAGCAGCAGCAGCGAGUGAAAGGAAAAGCGGGGAGACGGAAGCUGGAAUCUUCUGCAAACGGCUCCUUCUUUAAAUAAAAUAUAACCGAGGAGGGUUCUUUUUUUAUUUUUAUAAUUUUUUUUAAAUCGUAUGGUGGAGGCUGUCAAAUUUCUCUUUAUGCAUUGGAAUACUGACAAUGACGCGGAUGGUUGAGUUUUGAUGCGUUUUUAUGUAUUUUUUUUUUUUUUUUUUUUUUAAGAUGUACGUACCAGCUAACUCGCUAGCUAGUCGGCUAGCCGCUCGUUAGAGCCGCACGCAGCCGCCUGCCUGCUGCCUGCCCGCCGCCGCCGCUACUCCUGCUGCAGCUGCUCCAAUUUUGCUUCAGAAACGUCGGAGAGGAUUUUCUCUCCGCAUUUCGGGCACAAUCACGGCGACUGCGGCGGAUUCAGAGACUUUGCGUGCUUCGGAAACAUCUCUCUGCGAGACGUGGAGACGCGUGUACCGUCGUAGCUGGAGGAUUUGUGGCCGUUUCGGAGUGGAUUUGGGCGGCCGGGCCUGCUGUAGGCCCUCCUACUGUAUGAGCGAGCAGCAGCAGCCAACACACGGCCGCUAGCUAGCAGCUGAAGCUAAAGCUAGCGCAUCUGAAAGGACUGCGAAAAAAGCCCGAAGAGCUAAAAAAGCCUUAACGACGGCAUUUCACCCGGAGGCCACGAUACUCUCGAUUACUUUAAAAACCCUAAAGACUCCUUUCACAGCGAUGGCUACGAUCAUACAGAAGAUGGUCAGCCGAAACAAAAGGAGAUACCAGGAGGAUGGGUUUGAUUUGGACUUGACGUAUAUUUAUCCCAACAUAAUUGCUAUGGGCUUUCCUGCUGAGAAAUUGGAGGGGGUGUACAGAAACAACAUAGACGACGUCGUACGGUUUCUGGACUCAAAGCAUAAAAAUCAUUACAAGAUAUAUAAUCUAUGUGCAGAGAGACAUUACGAUGCUGCCAAAUUUAAUUGCAGAGUUGCACAAUACCCGUUUGAAGAUCAUAAUCCUCCACAGUUGGAGCUCAUCAAACCGUUCUGUGAAGACUUGGAUAAGUGGCUCAGUGAAAAUGACAAUCAUGUGGCUGCCAUUCAUUGUAAAGCUGGAAAGGGCCGGACGGGUGUAAUGAUCUGCGCAUACUUAUUACACCGAGGCAAGUUUAGAAAAGCAAAAGAUGCUUUGGACUUCUACGGCGAGGUCAGGACCAGAGACAAGAAGGGCGUGACGAUCCCCAGUCAGAGGCGAUACGUCUACUACUACAGCUAUCUUCUGAAGAACCAGCUUGAGUACAAACCGGUGGCAUUGCUCUUUCAUAAGAUGAUGUUUGAGACGGUGCCCAUGUUCAGUGGCGGGACCUGCAAUCCUCAGUUUGUAGUGUACCAGCUGAAGGUGAAGAUCCACACGUCUGACCCAGGACACAUGCGGCGUGAGGACAAGUACGUGCGCUUUGAGUUUCCCCAACCACUGCCUGUGUGUGGAGACAUCAAAGUGGAAUUCUUCCACAAACAAAACGUGAUGAAGAAAAAGGACAAGAUGUUUCACUUUUGGGUGAACACUUUCUUCAUCCCUGGACCAGAGGUGAACUUGAAGAAGCUAGAAAACGGGAGUUUACUGAAGGAUCUGGAUGGGAUCCAGAGCACAGAGAGGGGGGAGAAUGACCGGGAUUAUCUAAUCCUGGUUUUAACAAAGAAUGACCUAGACAAAGCCAACAAAGACAAAGCCAACAGAUUAUUUUCCCCAAACUUCAAGGUGAAGCUAUAUUUCACAAAAACAGUGGAGGAACCAUCCAACUCAGAGGCCAGCACUUCAGCAUGUGUAACCCCAGACGUUAGUGACAAUGAACCGGACCAUUAUCGAUAUUCUGACACAACGGACUCAGACCCAGAAAAUGAACAGCUGGAUGAUGAUCAACACACACAGAUAACUAAAGUUUGAACUUAUUUUGUUUAUGGGAAGACAAAAAAAAGAAUCUUUACAUGAACCAGAGUUGUAAAAAGGAGAAAACUUGAAUAUGAACUAAAAGCAAGUCCUUUUUUUUUUUUUUUUGCCUCUCCGAAAACAGUGCAUAAGUGGGACACUUCUCAUGUAAGAUGCCUCCGUUUUAGGGACACUAUUUCUGACCAAUUUCUUUUUUUUUUCUUUUUUUUUUUUUUUAAACUUUUUUUCUCCCCCUUUUAAUGACAAAGUUGUUGACACCUCCAUAGCUGGGAGCAGGAAGAGGGGGUGAAGUGUGCUGCUGCAUCUCCUAUUCAUAACAAGGCCAGUGCUAAAGUCUGUGUCCAUCUUCUAGUGCACGAUCGUCUAUCCAUCAGUCCUUCUGUUUUACCUACUGUGAAGCUUUCCGUACUGUCUGCAGACUAACCAACCCCUUUAAAAAAACAUAGUGCAGAGCAAACAUUCAUAGUCUGCUAGCAUCAUAUUGCCGCUAACAUAGUAAUAAUUAUUCUUCUGGAUAUUAGGCUAUAUAAUGUUUUUAACUGCCCCAUUUCUCUUACCUUUUGUCUGUUCACCUCAAAUGCAGCAGAAAAACACAGUAACCCCAUUAUUCUGUCAGUGGUGUGAUUUAUUUUUAUGUUCAAUUUACCACAGCAGGGAAACCAGUGUUGCAAUAAUGUUGACACACCUAGUGGACAAAGGUUUGCAUGCAAAUUGAAUUAGUAUCCAUGUUGAUUAAUAAAUGUUAUACAAUUUAAUUUUUCUCCCUUCAUAUGCGACGUUUCUGCUGCCAUCAAGGUUCGGUUUAUAUUUUGUCACAAGAUGAUGCUCCAUGUCAUUCUGUCACCACUUGUAUUAGUAUUAAUUGUUAAGCCAGUAGUGGCAUUUAUAUUUUAUCACAUGGGUGUUUUUUCCCUAUUAAAAAUGCUUAUGUGUAAUUAAUCAGCUGGCCCCGAGCAGAUCUCUUCAGUUCUUGUUUUAAACUGUUAAGUCAGUCAGGCUUUUUGCUGUGUCACCGUUACCGAAAUGAGACUUGUCUUGAGGUUUCUGCAUGACCACAGUGGGUCAAAUCACAUGCUAGUCAACGUGUUCAACACGCUUGAGCUCGUGCGCUUGACAGUUUGCGUGUGGUGAGGGAUUUCUUAUCGUGGCUUGGCUGUGUGCAGAAAUACCUGCUGAACGCGCUCUGUAAUGAAAGAGACUUGAAUGUAAGCUUGUGUUCCCCUAAGUGCUAGAAGUAACCUCAUCCAGAGUUUCAUGCCAUAGUUUCAUUUUCUUCCCCAUCUGGUUUUUUGUUUGUUUUUUUUUUUGUUUUGUUUUUUUCCUUUUUCUUUUAGCCUUGUCUUUUUUAUUUUUUGGUCAGACAUCAGAUUCUUGGCUCCUCAAACUGUUUGUAGCCUUAUUGUGUGGUCUAAUGAAACCUGGAUUAUUUGCUAAAUCAAUUCAAAAGUGGUGCUUACAAACUGCCAAACUACAAACACGCAAUGAACAAUAAUUUCAGAGCCAAGAAUGUGUGUCUCUGUGGGGGUGCUUCUGUGAGAUGUGCUACUUGUUCUGACUGUUAGACGUCUCCUGUCUGACUAGCUGGGUUCUCUACAUUUUUAAAGCCCCCCCCCCUCCCUUCCUCCACUAUUGAACAGGUUUUCAUUCCUAUUGGAAUGGAGGUGCAGCUACAGAUUUUGUGUCUUGUGCUUGCUUCAGACAUAUUAAAGCCCCAUAUGAGUAUUUUAUUAUGUAUAAUUUAGCUUUUUUUUUCUUCUUUCUUUUUUUUUCCCCUGCGUACCAAAUUUCUAACAUCUGUCUCACCGUGAGUUGUGAGUCGGAAUAAAAAGGAAAAAAAAAGUCACUUGGGCACGAAUCAUCGCUGAGAGGUGAUGGGUAGUGAGCAAAGCUGCAUUUCUCCUGUUGUUGACAUCAUGGCUUCACUCUUCUCACCGACUCUGCACCCGAAUACGCUCCAGUAGCCAAUCCAGGAAACAAGAUAACCUUGCAACAUCAGUUUUUGUUUACAUUUUAUCACUAAAAACUUGCCAAAAUUAAGCUUGAUUUUUUUUUCCCAUUUGUUUUUUAAUCCAAAGGUAGUAGGGAGGUAUUCUUUGCCUUACUUGAAGUUACUUUCUGCUCUUGCUUUUUUACCAUUCUGCCCAAGCACUGACUUAGUACUUAUUUUAAGAUACUAUAACAGAGCAACAUAUUGUGCUAGACUUUUGCACGGUUACAGGUUUUUGCAGGGUUUCAGUCAGCAGUCCACAGUAUUUUUCCCCCCAACACAUUCAUUAGUCCCUCUUCAGUAAAAGCCAUGUGAAAUAUGUAGGACAAAUGAUGUGGAUGAAGUGUCUCAGUAUAAUCUGUGCAUCCCCCAUAGAACCAUGUAGUAGCUUUUGACUGAACAUGGAAAAAAUUGACAGUAUUCAUAAGACCCUCUGCAGGUAUUCUGAUUCCUGAAUAUAUGCUGUUUAAAUAGAAUGAUUCUGUCUUUAGGACAUCAGUACAAACUCCAUAACCCAACCUACAUGUAGAGCCCAAGAUAUUCAGACAACUUAGCUUCAGUACUGUAUCCAAUACAAACACCACCUGAAACCAUCUGCAUCCUUUAUGUGGCACGGGUUUUAAAAAAAACAGAACAAUAAAAAACCUUGUGUGGAGCUCACAGGCAGCAUCAAAAUUGUUUCAGCUUUAAUGAUUUAAAAAAAAAAAUUAUAUAUAUAUAAUUUUUUUUAAGGUGCCAGUGUGUAAGUUCCAUGUCAUUUAGUUUUAGCUGAUUUGUGCAAUAUGCUAUGAUGCCUGUGGUUACCACAAAGUGCCUCGUUUACUUAAAUAAAAAGAAAAAAGUGCUUGUUUUAGACCCAGUUUUAGAACAUGGUGUCAUGCAUGUAGACUGACAGGAUGGUACUGUGCACUAACUCACCUGGGCUUUACACACUGCAGAGGACCAUGGGGCUCUGGCCCACUGCCACAUCCUCAUGCCCCCUUCCCCACCCCCACUUCUCUUCCGGGUUCAGUUCCACUUAGGAGUAACGUAAACUCUGGUAUAAUUUCAGCUGUUUGAAGAAACAGAGCCUUAUUCCAUUUCAGCCUGUUCAGAUAAUUUUGUGAUGUGCAACAGUUGCUCUGUGUGUAAUGCUAUGCACUGAGAAUACACAACCAACAAUGUAUAAAAUAUUGUAUAGGUUAUGUACAGGUUAUGAUGCUCAUACAAAUCACAUUGUUUGUAAUUGUAUGUGUAAACCCCCUUUAUCUUAGUGUUAUAAACCCCACAUAAAUCCAAUAAAGUCUCAUUUCUUGUCAA
This is a messenger RNA of Tachysurus fulvidraco (yellow catfish), 5369 nucleotides long. RefSeq names its product phosphatase and tensin homolog B (gene ptenb). The record is from RefSeq and is a predicted model, not a curated record. Gene Ontology annotation, molecular function: protein tyrosine phosphatase activity; phosphatidylinositol-3,4-bisphosphate 3-phosphatase activity; phosphatidylinositol-3,4,5-trisphosphate 3-phosphatase activity. Gene Ontology annotation, biological process: negative regulation of cell population proliferation; phosphatidylinositol dephosphorylation; regulation of phosphatidylinositol 3-kinase/protein kinase B signal transduction. Gene Ontology annotation, cellular component: nucleus; plasma membrane; cell projection. NCBI's taxonomy places the organism in Eukaryota, Metazoa, Chordata, Actinopteri, Siluriformes, Bagridae. The transcript is spliced from 9 exons. The coding region runs from base 872 to 2080 and encodes 402 amino acids.